GUGCAUACCUCAAAUCAAAAUAAUUAAUUAGAGGGUUGGAGGAAAAUGAAAAACAGAAAAUGAACCCUGAACAUAAAUUAAAAAAAGGAAAAUAUUAAAAAGAAGAAAAAAACGAAAAAGGAAAGCUUGCUGAGAAGAAAAGCAGGAAGAAAGAGCACAGCAUCCAACAAACAUCACCACCACCACGACCACCACCGCUUUAGUACUCACCAGUAGUUAGUUUGCUGCGGCAGAGCACAAAAUUUUAGCACAGUAUUUGAAGAGUGAGAACAAAGUUUGCAGAAACCAUUUUUAUUGCUUUCCUUCUUUGCAAUCCAUCUUUCACGUGACACCUGUGGUUUCUUUUUUUUACCUUACUGUCUAUCCAGAAGUGUGGGGAAAAAGGAAAAAAAAAAGGGGCAAAAGGAACCUUUUUUUUGUUCUUGUAAUUUUCUUAUUGUUGGUUUGGAUCCACUUGAUCUCUUCCAUUCCGGAUCCACAAGAUCCCAUUUUUCCCCUUAAUUCAUCUUCAUUUCACUUCAACGGGGUUUGGAAUUUCUCUGGGUUUUUGUUGGAAUUCCUGGUAUUUUAGUACUUGGGCUUGGUUUUGGUUUUUGGGUUCGAGUUUGACUUGGUUUGCCAGGAAUGCGAGGAAAGCUUUUGACUUGGUAAUUUCAUUGACGCUAUUUUCUUCAGUGGGAGUUGAAUUUUGUUGACUACGGUUCAGUUUUCCUGCGGCGGCUGCCGAAUUUUUCCCGGUGCUGCGAAUAAUAGCUGAAAUUUGUGGGCAUUGUGGACUGUUCAUCUUGGAUUUGGAGUGAAUUUUUUCCGUAAAUUGGAGCUGGGAAUGAGCUUCUUCAGUUUAAUGAGCUGGUCAUAUUGGUGAAUUUUAGUGCUAAAUUGGAUGGGUUUGAUUUGAAAUGAGAGGUGGGUUUUUGAUAUUUGGAGAUUACAGGGUCCAAGGAUUGGUUUCUCGAUGGCUUUGAGGUGGAUUUUUGAUACGGUGAGCUUAUUGUAGAAAGAUUUUAUUUCUUUUUGCUGGUGUUGAACAUGUGGUUCUGUAACUUGAAUUGGGGAUUCUGGAAGGAUUAGGGUAAAUAUUUGGGGCAUCAACGAAGAUGCCACCUUCACCAGCAAUGAGAUGCUCUCCAGGGAGGGAAACGAGGGCAGAAAUUCACAAAAGAGGGCGCAGUCUUGAAGGGGGGAUUUUGUUCAGGGAAAAAGACGAGGAUCUUGCUCUCUUUAAUGAGGUGCAGAGCAAGGAGAAAGACAGUUUCUUACUUCAACAGUCCAAUGAUGACUUUGAAGAUUUGUUCUCAAGCAAAUUAAGAUACUUUUCGGAUAAUAAGAUUGGAAUCAACAUUCCUGCUAGGGGAGGGAGCAGUAAUGACCUGUUGCUAAAUGCAGAAGGAGAUAAAAAUGACUAUGACUGGUUGUUAACUCCUCCUGAGACGCCACUUUUUCCAUCUCUGGAUGAUGAGAUGCCGUCAUCCAGCAGCGCUGCGCAAAGGGGCAGGGCACGAAGUCAACCCAUUUCAAUCUCAAGAUCGUCGACGAUGGAAAGGAGUCAGAGAAGUAGCAGAGGUAGUGCAAGUCCAAAUCGUUUAAGCCCAUCUCCGCGUUCUGGUCAAACAACUUAUCAAACAAGGGGCAGACCAUCAUCUUCAGGAAUGCAUUCGAGUCCGCCUUCUGUUGCACGUCCUGCUACACCAACUAGGAGACCAUCUCCAACUCCCGCUCCAAGGUCUUCUACACCCACCCAUAGGAGGAUUGGCAGUGGUUCUAGUGGCCCUGGAGUGCCUUCCAGAGUAAGGGGUAACUCCCCUAUUAAGGUGAACAGAGGAAGCUCUCCGUCACCCAAAAUAAAAGCUUGGCAGACGAAUAUUCCAGGGUUUCCAUCAGAGGCGCCUCCUAAUCUGCGUACCUCUCUGGGUGAUAGGCCAGCCUCGUACGUGAGGGGAUCCUCACCGGCAUCAUCCAGAAAUGGCUCAAAAUCUGGCAGGCAAUCAAUGUCUCCUACUGCAUCUCGAAGUGUUUGUUCGUCAUACAGUCAUGACCGAGACCGAUUUAGCUCCCACAGCAAAGGCUCAGUUGCAUCAUCUGGUGAUGAUGAUGUAGACUCUCUGCAAUCACUUCCCAUCAGCAGCUCAGACCACUCCGCUCCGAGGUCUACUAGCACAUUUUCAAAUGGCCGUGGGUUGAGCUCUCCAAAGAAGCCCACCAAAGUAGUAGCUUCAAGUUCUGCACCAAAAAGAUCCUUUGACAUUGCAAUUCGACAAAUGGAUCACAGAAAAAGUCCGCAGAAUAUGUUUAGGCCUCUAUUAUCCAGCGUUCCUAGUUCGACAUUCCAUGCUGGCAAAACUAGUGCUGCUCAUCGCUCUAUUGUAUCUCGGAAUUCUUCUUCAGUCACUACGAGCAGUAAUGCAAGCUCCGAUUUUGGUACUAGUGGGGCACAUGAUACUGAAGGUAGCGAGCAGAACCAGGAGGAUAUCAGUAGUGCAUUUGUGAAGGCUGUGGAUCAUUUUGUGCAUGAAGAAGAAGUAUUUGCCUUUGACAAGGGUGAUUCAACCCAUUCAGAACCUCAAAAUAAUGGGGACUUGCCAGAAUGUCAUGACGAGAUUGACCAUCAUCCUACAUUGAAGUCUGAGGUAAUGGAUGAUGAGAAGUCUGGCCAGAAUGAUGCAGCAAUGGUAACCUCAGUAGCUUCUGGGGCAGAUAACCUUGAAGAUAUGGUUAUCUGUGAUAGGUGUGGUUGUGGGUACCGUGUCAAUAAUGAAAUCGAGGAGGACCUAAAGCUUUGUAGGGAGUGUAGAGAUGCCGAAAUAUGUUAUGUUCUAACUUCUUUAUCCGAGACAGUGAUGGCUGGUGAGCAAUCGCUGGGUGAUUUGGUUGAUGAUUCUGCUUGUGUUGUGAAACCUGAAGUCUUCGCCGCGUGUGUUGUGGGUGACUCUGAAAGUGGUCCUCACAGUGAAGUCAGGCACAACUUGCCAGAAGCUUCCGAUGCACCAGGAGAGCCCAUGUUUGCCAGCCAACAACAUUCAGAAAAUCAAACAACUGUUAGUAAUAUAAAACUGGAUGGUGAGGUUUCUGGUCAGGACUUGCCAAAAACCAGCAGCGUUUUAAAUUCAAAGGUCGAUAUUUCUGAAGGUGGUUCUGGGAUAUCUGUUUUACUGACAUCAAACAGUGGAAAAGGGCCAAUUGUGAGGACUAGGACAUUUACUGCCACCAGCAUAACUUGUGAUGAUUUCUCUUAUCUAAGAGAUAGUGCAACCAGCACAAGAAGCUCCUGUGGUCAUGGGACAACCUCAGCAUCCUCAUCUGCGGACUGGGGCUCUGGUAGACAAAUAGAAGCCCGUUAUCAUAGGCAAGUAAGUAGCAAAAAGUCAGAUACGGAAAGUUACAGGUCUGAGAUGUACACUAAGCACGGACGAUCUGCAUCGUCCUUGUCUGGAGCUUCAACCCAAGGAUUCCAAGCUUCAAGUUUUGCCACAAGCUCUCAUGAAGGUCUACAGGUUUCUGCUAUCCAUGAUGAUGACAAAUAUAAUCUUGCGCCAGCACAUGUAGACCCUUCAUUGGCUUCAGAAAGUGUAGAACUGGACCAUUUGAGUAUUGAUAUUGAAAGUGACAGUAAGUGGAGAACAGUUUCUGAGUUGUCAAAUGAUACAGUAAUUAUCCAAAUGGUUGAUGCUACUACAUCAGUUUCAAACAUGGAUGAGGCUUUACCUGAGUAUUGUAGAGAAGACUUAGCAGAUGAUUCUUGUAGUGGUAUCAACUUCGAAGUUGUUGCAUCUUCACUUUCCGAGACUAGUAAUUUGGAGGACGAAUCUACGCCCAAUGCUGCUUCUACAGACAGGAUGGAUGAUUCUGCAGAAGCUCCCAACUUAGCCACCCCUUUGGAUGCUAUUUCGGAAUUGGAUUUUGAGAAUGAUCAUGCUGUUUCUCCUGAUUCUGUAUUUGAUAUUGCUUCACAGAACUCAAGAAGUAGCAUGGAUGACGACUUACGUCCUGAAUCAUCUCAUCCUCCCGAGUCAUCCUCUAAUGAUGUAGGCAAUUUGGUUGAAGGGUCGAUAAACCAAGAUUAUUCUCACAGCAUUCGUGAAGAAUCAUCUGUGGUGUUAGAGGACCAUGCAGGCAUUCAUUCGAGAAGCUUGACUCUGGAAGAAGCAACCGAUACCAUACUGUUCUGCAGCUCUAUUGUCCACAGUUUGGCGUAUGAGGCUGCGAACAUUGCUUCAGAGAAGGAAAACAAGAUUGUCCAUACAGAGGAGGGUGCCAAAUUGAUGGUAACCCUUGUCGGUAAAUCAAAUCCUGAAAGAAGGGAUCCGCGUGCCAGGGUCAAGCGAAACGCCAAGUCCCAUAAAGCUAGGCAAAGGCGGUUAGAAAUAGACUCCAAACCUCCUCCUGAUUCCACCAACGCUCCGAUGGAUGAGAAGGAAAAUGACAAUACUUCAACCCGUAUGGUUGGAGUUUCUAAUAAGGGUGGUGACAGCAUGAAGCCCCCAAAAUUGGAGUCCAAAUGCAACUGUACAAUCAUGUAGACUAUCAUCCAUGUAGACUAUCAUCCCCUCUCCUGUUACCCUGGCCGAGUCAGGGUUGCAAAGCUCUCGCCACUAUAACUAUAAGGAUGCAUCAUUUCUUGCUGCUCCAAUUGGGUUGAUUCCAUCUUCCUUUUUUUUUUUCUUUUUGGUUUUUGGCAAUUAGGUUCUGUAAGAAAUAUAUACAUGUUUGUCCAUUGUAAAGGUAUCGUUUUUUUUAGGCUGAUGAUAUAAUAGCAGAAGGGUUGGGGAAAAUUUGCCACUAUUCCACUUUGCCAUGUAUUCUUUAUAUAGUAUCUGGUGUUUUUUUGGGUUAGUUUCCAACCCUUUUUAAUUAGGGUAUCGUGUUAAUUCUUUUGCUCAUUGGAAACACUACCAUUUUGUCCUAGUCCUUUGUAAUUGUGGCUCAUAUAAUUUGAUUCAUUCUACUACUUUGUUUUCA
Oldenlandia corymbosa var. corymbosa is the source of this 4956-nucleotide messenger RNA. Lineage: Eukaryota; Viridiplantae; Streptophyta; Magnoliopsida; Gentianales; Rubiaceae. The record is from the annotation of a GenBank genome assembly.